Molecule: messenger RNA, 498 nt
Organism: Mus caroli (Ryukyu mouse)
Lineage: Eukaryota; Metazoa; Chordata; Mammalia; Rodentia; Muridae
Gene: Lcn15
Product: lipocalin 15
Molecular function (GO): small molecule binding
Source: RefSeq, a predicted model, not a curated record
AUGAAGUUACUGGCCUGUAGUCACAGAACCAUCCUGAAGUCCACAGGUCUCUGGUGGGUCAUUGCCAUGGUACCCUACUGCAAUGUCUUCCUCGACUAUGUGCUGACGUCCACCAGAGCUGUCAGUGCCUUUAUGGAGGAUAACCUCCAUAUCCUCAUAGGGUUCCUAGCCUGUGGGCCGGCUGGCAUGAAAGGGGCCAAGUACUCCAGCAGGGACAUCUCACUUGUGCGGUAUAGCAGGGGUGGAUCCACCUCUGCCACUUCCUAUCCAGUCCUGGACUACCUGGAUGUGUGCAUCUCUGAUACUGAUUGUAGCUCCUUCGAAGUGGCCUAUAUCAACAAGAAGCUGGAAGACCUGCUUAGCACCAUGGUACAGCUCUACAGUGAGAAGUCCUAAGGCCCCAGUCCCCAGGCCCUCAAGGCCUUUUCAGACUUCUACCCAACAAUGGGGCUCCUGAGUAACAUGAUGGUAAUGCCACCCAAAUCAGUUACUAGUUGA